Molecule: messenger RNA, 6428 nt
Organism: Equus quagga
Lineage: Eukaryota; Metazoa; Chordata; Mammalia; Perissodactyla; Equidae
Gene: MLEC
Product: malectin
Exons: 5
Coding region: 198-1067 (289 amino acids)
Cellular component (GO): membrane
Molecular function (GO): carbohydrate binding
Source: RefSeq, a predicted model, not a curated record
GCCGGGGGCUGGGCGGCGGGCUAGGUUGCUCCUGAGGUGGGAGGCGGCACCCGUGGCUGAGAAGGAGGCCUGUGAGCGACAUGUCCCCGGCGGCUGAGGCACAGCGGCCCGUGGCGCUGUUUUUCUGAGUCCGGGGCGGCCUGGCGGCCGGCUGAGGACGAGGGUCGGCGGAGGCUGCCCCCGCUGUGGUGGCCGCCAUGCUGGGGGCCCGGGCGGUUGAGGGAGCGGCUGUGGCGCUCCUGCGACUGUUACUGCUGCUGCUGCUGCCGGCGCUCCGGGGGCCGGGGCUCGGCGUGGUCGGCUUGGCGGGGGCUGGGCUGCCCGAGAGCGUCAUUUGGGCCGUCAACGCGGGCGGCGAGGCGCAUGUGGACGUGCACGGGAUCCACUUCCGCAAGGACCCUUUGGAAGGCCGGGUGGGCCGAGCCUCUGAUUAUGGCAUGAAACUGCCAAUCCUGCGUUCCAACCCUGAGGAUCAGAUCCUGUAUCAAACGGAGCGGUACAAUGAGGAGACCUUUGGCUACGAAGUGCCCAUCAAAGAGGAGGGGGACUAUGUGCUGGUGUUAAAAUUUGCCGAGGUCUAUUUUGCACAGUCCCAACAGAAGGUAUUUGAUGUGCGAUUGAAUGGCCAUGUCGUGGUAAAGGACUUGGAUAUUUUUGAUCGUGUUGGGCACAGCACAGCUCAUGAUGAAAUCAUCCCUAUGAGCAUCAGAAAGGGGAAGCUGAGUGUCCAGGGGGAGGUGUCCACCUUCACAGGGAAACUCUACAUCGAAUUUGUCAAGGGGUACUAUGACAAUCCCAAAGUCUGUGCUCUCUACAUCAUGGCUGGGACAGUGGAUGAUGUACCAAAGCUGCAGCCUCAUCCAGGAUUGGAGAAGAAAGAAGAGGAAGAAGAAGAAGAAGAAUACGAUGAAGGAUCUAAUCUCAAAAGACAGACGAAUAAGAACCGGGUGCAGUCGGGCCCCCGCACGCCCAACCCCUAUGCCUCGGACAACAGCAGCCUCAUGUUUCCCAUCCUGGUGGCCUUUGGAGUCUUCAUUCCAACCCUCUUCUGUCUCUGCCGGUUGUGAGAACAAAUACCAUCCUGAACAGGGUGGAGGGUUGUGGGAAAGAAACCAAAUUUGUUGGUUUUGGUUUCUGUAUUUUUCACAGUGAUUAACAGACACACACACACACAAACACACACACACACACACACACACAAAUUAAAGGAGGUGAAAAGAGGCAGACUGAAUAGAGAGCUGCCUUCAACCACCACCUGGUCCCAGACCUGCUUCAGUCCUAGUCCUCUCUUUGUGGCUGGCCCCCAGCCCUCUCUUUCCUCUCUAGGGUACUUAGGGUAAGCUGGGUCCUACCUGUUCAAGGAUCUUCAUCUGUAUACCUAGUGGAGAGGACUCUGAACUCAGCAGACAUGGUUCUAUUUUUGAGUUUAGAAAUUAACAGCAGGGAAAUGUCAUCUUAUUACUUGAGAAGAUCAGCCCUGGGAGUUGGGUAUGUUCUGAAGUUGUGUUCAGAUAAGUUUUCAGAUGUCCUGGGAUUGAAAGUGUGUGUGGUGUGUGUGUGUGAAGGUGUAUAAUUUGUAUGAUAAAGAUGAAAAUGGAAGGGGGAUUAAAAAAAGAAAGAAAAGUAGAUACUUCCUUGCUUGGAAGCCUUUCUGGUUUAAGCCCAAUGAUGGUUCCACCUUAAGUGUUUGAGCUUUGUCGUUGCUUGUCUUCCUGACAUGGGCCAGUUAGAGGACUGUCUGGUAUCCAAGACGCUUAGUUUAUGUCAGGUCCUCAAGUUGCCUCUGACUUGUUACCACAACAAAUCAUUUUGAUUUCAGUGCCUGUUGGGGACUUGAUUUCCUCUCUCUCUCUCUUUUUUUUUUCCCCCUUAAUCUGGCUCAUUUGAAAUCUCUUCUCUCUCUUUCAACCAUCCCACUAAGUUAUUGCCAAGAAGGGAAGGAGACAUGGGGAUUUGGGGUUCCCUCUGCUUGAGUGUCUUAUCCUCCACCACCUCACCUUGUUGGUACCUCCCUCCCUGGAUCUCUGAGCCAGCAGCAAGGAGGGCCUGACCCAGCAGUUCUUAUACUGGCCCCUUUGUAGGGUCUUGCUGCCAGGGAACAGGGAUGCUUUCCAGCCUGCAGCAACGGAACACUUGACCUUAAAAGUCUCUUCUGGUCUUUGGAUUAGAAAAGGCUUGUGUUAGCAUAACUUAAGAGCAACCUCAGAGACUUGAGCCCUACUAAGUGACCACUGUUUAGAGUGUCUAGUAUCUGGUGUUCAUUUAUUCCCAUGACCUUCUAUGUCACAGUUCAACCAGUUUUGGUUUAUGCCUAGAAUUGCCCCAAGGAACUAGACUGAUUGUCCAUAACUGGCCCAGUGACACUCCUCAGUGAUCUUAAUAGUAUGUCCCUCUGUCCUUUCAUUUCCCCAUCCAAGUAGCAGUCAGGUUCUUGGUGUAACAAGGCUGAAAGAUUGCCAGUCGGCCAUAGUCCUGGCAGCUCUGACGCCAACGGAAACAUCUAAGUGUCUGUCUUGAAUUCCCUGGAAAAAUUUUUGCAGGAAUUGAAGCUUCCCUGUUCCCAUCCUUUCCGGUCCCUGUCAUCUUUUUCCCAGUUAGGGCAGCAGUGAGGGAGGACCCAGGUAAGCUACAAGGAAUGUUAUGGAUGGAAGGCAGCAGGAUUAGCUUCUCCUUGGGCUGGAGCAGCACAGAACCUCAGACCAGGCCCAUCUUUUUAGGAUGUGUUUAAUUUUGAGGUGGUCUCUUUGGAUCUGUUUUUAAAGAGCUCCAUAUAUUUGAAGUGUUCAUUACGUGACAAAGUAAAUAGCCCUUGGGCUCGUGUCUUGGGUUUUGGCUCUUAAUGAGUUACUCCAGGUCAGUGUUUAGUUCUUUGAGAGUUGUAGCCCUUUAUUUUAGCUGUGACUGAGGCCUUGGUAUUAGGGUAUUGAAUCGGGUAGCUGGAUGGUGGCAGCCUGAGGCUGCAAUCAGAGGAGCACGUACUAGAGUGCUUCACAAAGCUCCGGGCUUUAAAGGAGGAUGUCUUGUAGCCUUGGUCCUAGGGACCACCAGCCUGGGGCAGUGGACAUCCUGACUAUUAAUUGGGCUUUUGAUAGUGGCUUUGGUUGCCAUUCUGUCACAACUCCCCAAUGCCAUAGGCCAGUGCCAGGGAGUAAACAAGAUGAGGAAGGAGGACUUGCUGCCUCUAUUUUGCCUUGUUUGUUGGUUUGCCUGGGUCUCUGAGGAAGGAGGGGUCCCCACCUCCUCACCUCAACCCAUCCUUUCAGUGACUCAGAGUCUCAGAAGGAAACCCUGGCUCCUGGGGCCAUUUCCUAAUGGUACUGUAAGCCAAGCAUCUUUGCUUCUGCCUCUGUUUCCAAGCCCACUCCUUUCCCCUGAGCUCGGGGAUAGGGAUGGGCACCUUCCUCUUUGGUUGUGUCUGAAAGGAAGGAACAUCUUCCUAUAGCUCACAAAAACUAAAGAGGAAAUGAGGAAACAAGAAGUAGUGUGGUGGGGGCUAGGAUCGUGUGCCCUGGAACCAAGCCUACCCAGCUAACAGAGCUGCCCAGGGCUGGUCACAGCUGGCUAAUGAUGCUGAACUUGAAAGCUUUUUUUUUUUUUUGGUUCCUCUAGGACGAUGUAGGUACGUGAAGUUUAGGUUAAAGGGGUGGGUUGGGGCACUCUUUAUUUUUAUUUUUGUAUUGUGUGUGUUAAGAAGUACUCUGUUCAUCUUUUGCUUUUUGCACUGUUGUUCCCAUGUCUGUAUUUUGAGCUAGUGCCAGGACUGAGAGGCUGCGCUGUAGGGAGUCUGACUGGCGUUGGGGUGUGAUGAGUGAUACCAUUUAGGGGUGGGAAAGGGAAGGCCUGAGCUGUGUCCUAGUUUUUAGAUCCCCCUGAGCCCAGCUGACCAAAGCCAGGAGCGGAUGGCCAAGGUGAAACUCCUUUUGCCAGCAGUGUGGGCUCAGUUCUGUUUCUGGGGAGACCAUGCAGACGUCUGCUGGAGGCAGGCAGAGAGUCUACAGUCUAGCUCCUGUUUGGGUCAGGGGCCAGCCAGCCUCUAAUUGGACUUUUUUUGGCUCCACUCAUGCUGACUAUAACAUCGUGCCAGGAAAUUAUCUGUGGGACCCAUGUCCCCUAAACCAAAUCCAUUUUUCUGAAAAAUCUCCACUAUUGAGGAGAAGCUGCUCAGUUGAGACCCUGAGUUCUGGUGACUUGAAAGGUGGUUAUCUUCAAGUGGUAGUUAGACUCGGUCUAACCAGUUGGUGUUAGACUCCCAGGAGGACCACAGGGCCUGCAGAGUCCCCUGUUAGUUGGAGAGUGUGAUCUUGUUUUCUUGUUCCCACUGUUUGCCUGAGAGAUACUGGCCUGAAAUUGGGGGGAUCACAUCAGAGGUCACUUAGACUUUAAAGAGGUGGGUGAAGUUCGAGUUAAGUUUACCUCCCCCUUUCUGUGCCUGGGAACUGUUUAAUCCAGGUUUAGAUUUGUGAUUUGACUUCUUUAUCUUUGUGGAGAAGCUUCUGUUUUAAGGAAUUUCUCUUCUUUCUUAUCCUGCCUCUACCCUCUCCUAGGAAGGCCUGGCCAUGGCUUCUAGAAUCUCAGUUGAACUUUAGAAAACAGCAGGAGUAUUUUCCCUUUCCUAGCACUUAAUUUUCCUUUCCCUAGAAAUCAGCUCACCUUGGGAAAUCCAGGGAAAGAAUCAGCAGGUUCUCUGCCCUCCCUGGGGAUUGGGGAAGGACCCACCCUGGUCAGCACAGUGCCUUUUCCUCUCCUGCUCUGAGCCAGGGUGGGCAUUCUCUCUAGAUUCAGGUCUGGGCAGGAGUCUUACAGUCCCUGCCAUAGGGCUGCUUCCCCAUCUCUUCCUCACCCUUCCCUUUGCUAAAUGGCUCUUUCCUAAUUCAAGUGUCUUCUUGCCUCAAGGAGCCUUAAUGGCAUCAAGUGGCAGCAUGUAAUAUUGUCCUCCAUGCCUCUCCAAAAAAACCUAGGAGAGCAGGUGAGCUUUCCAAAGUGACAGACUAAUAGAUACUCCUGUUUAAAGACAAAGGGGUGAGGGGAUAUGCUUUGGGCCUCCUUCUACUCUGGCCCCCGGGAAGGAGCCUGGGGUAAGGCUAAGUGGUAGUGCAGAAACAGAACCAGAAACAUCCAGGAUCUGUUCAAAAGUCUUAGAAGAAAUCUGCUUCUCAUCUAUGGAAAGAUAUAAUUAGGGAUCAAAGAGCUCUAAGAAAAUUGCAAAGAAGCCUUAAUGUUAAAGCUUCAGAGAGAUCAGAGUAAUUUUUCCCUUUCAGUCCUAGCUAGGACUCUUUCUGUAUUUAGACUUCUCCUGGGGCAGGGGGGCUAGAUUUCCUCAUUUUGUUACAAGACUAGAUUGGCACCAAUGGCUCAGCUGCCCAGCGAGGACAGAUUUCUUCUUUGUACAUGGGUGGCCUGCUGCUGAUCUAGUUUGUCCUCCCCCAGCUGCCUUUUGGCUAGCCAGCUUUAGGUUGCCAAAUCAUUUUGAUAAGAGCAGAUGAUUUGGAGACUGGCUGGGUUGGCAGGAAAAGAGCAGGAUGGAUCUCUUGGGACGGGUUCCCCCCUCCAGGAGUAUAAGAACAAGGAGCCAGGGUUGUGCUGGCAGCCAGGGAAACAGUAAUGCCUGUUGGAAUUGGCAGAGAGGGCCUUGGCAUCUCUCAUAUCCAGGCAGUCUUGUGAGAUGGGGGCACGUAGCACCAGGAAAAGCAGAACUCCAUUCUCACCUCUAUUUUGAGCUUUAGUGCUUUAUUUCAGUAUGAGGAAAAACAACAACAAACUGAAGUGCGCUUUCCGUCCUUUCAAAGGAUAACUGUCGGGAAAGGAGAGCUGAGUUGCCAGGUGGGAGGGGAGAAUUGGCAGGGAGAGAUGUUACAGCAAAACCAAGAAUGAGACAUUCUUGACUCCUCUCUUCCCUGGUAUGUCAUGAUCCAGGGAAUGAAAAGAAAUUUGACCCUGGAUUAGUUCCCUCCUUGGAUUUUCCAUCCACCAAGUUCUCCCACGCUAGGAGCAGCUGGCCAUUCUGAGCUCUGGGCAGUCUCUUCAACCACUGUUGGCCUAACCUGGCUUGUCAGGAAAUCAACCUCGCCCCUCCAGAUUGGGCCCGGUUGCUCUUUUCUGUACCAAGUACUGGAGGAUAGUGUCAAGUUCUUAGUAGCCCUUGUAGCUCCCACUCUAGAUUCUCAUCCUCUCCCUGCCGAGGCCAAACCAACUCUGUCUGUAGCCACAAUGUGCAUUUACAGCGGCACAGUGAGAUGUGGUUGAGGGGCUUUGAACCUGGCUGGCCCGGGGAAAGCAGUAGGGGUAGAUAGAGCUGUCUUUCCUUCUGGGCUAUCUCCAUCUGUCCCUACCCCUUCCAUGCCCCACCCUACUCCCACCAAAAAGUUUAAAAAUCAGGAUGUUUUUCACUGUCCAUUGCUUUGUGUUUUAAUAAACAAUUUGCAGUGACA